This is a messenger RNA of Hydra vulgaris (swiftwater hydra), 1914 nucleotides long. RefSeq names its product NACHT, LRR and PYD domains-containing protein 3-like. Gene Ontology annotation, biological process: regulation of apoptotic process. The record is from RefSeq and is a predicted model, not a curated record. Gene Ontology annotation, cellular component: cytoplasm. Lineage: Eukaryota; Metazoa; Cnidaria; Hydrozoa; Anthoathecata; Hydridae. Gene Ontology annotation, molecular function: protein binding.
AAAAAGUCAAUCUCUUACUUUGGAUCAUCCUAAAGAACGUUAACCCACCCACAUUUGAAAUGCAACCAAUAAGUUAGUAAUAUAACGUUGUUAUUAAAAAAAAGAAGGGGCGUUGAAUGAGUGUUAUGAAUGAUACGAAUAUUAGUAUUUUGAAAAAAUGGAUAAUAAGAAACAUAAAGAUAUUUUGCUGAAGAUUGCAGAUAAUCUGUUGGGUAAAGAUGUUGAAGCAAUUAAAUUUUAUUAUUCACAUCAAAUUGGCCAUGGUCAUCUUGAAAGAAUUAAAACUCCUAUUGAAUUAAUUCAAACUUUAGAACAUCGUAUGCUUCUAGGGAUUGAUAACUAUGAUGAUUUUGUUGAGGUACUUAAUAAAAUUGGAAGGAAUGACUUGGCAAAUCAUUUUUCUAAAACUUUGAGUUCACCAGAAAGUUCUUCUAGAACUUCUUCUAAGAAAGAAACUUUGAUUUCACCAGAAAGUUCUUCCAGAACUUCUUCUAAGAAAGAUACAUCAGAGGUGUGUACAGCACUGAAAAAAUAUUAUCGUGAAAAUUAUAGAAAAAUAAAUGAAAUUCAACCACCAUUAAAAGUACCUGCAAGUGUUGAUCUAAUGAAUAACUUUGUUGAUCUAUGUAUCGUUGAUGCAGUUAAUACUCAAAUGGAUGUUGUUUUUAAUUUUGAGCGAAAAAAAUUUCUUGAAAAGCAAAUGAACUAUACACCUAUUUCAUAUAGUGAAAUUUUUAUGAAAGAAAAAUCUGUAAUAUUAAUAUCUGGAAUAGCUGGUAUAGGAAAAACAUGGUUGCUUCGAAAAUGUUUGCUUGAUUGGUCAAACAAUUUAAUUUGGAAAAAUGUUGAACUUGUGUUUUAUUUGGAAUGCAGAAGGCUUAAUCAAUAUCAAAAUAUUUCUAAUAUUAAUGAAUUACUAAAUGUUUUCUACAAAGAUAUUAUAAAUGAUUUUGAUAUUAGUACUCAUUCUACGCUAUUUAUAAUUGAUGGAUUAGAUGAGUUUAAAUAUUUACAUGAGUUAAUAAAUUGCAGUUCAAGUUUUAACUAUCCAAUUGUUAAUGUUUUAACAGAAAUUCAAAAAUAUAAAUAUGUAGUUGCUGGUAGAGUUCAUGCAAUUGAUCAGUAUCAAAGUAUAUCUACAGAGGGUUGUGAUAAGAUAAACAUUCAAAUUAUGGGAUUUAAUGAAGAUGGAAUAAAUAAUUAUAUAGAAAAUAAUGUUUUAGAGGAAAAAAAAGAUGUUGUGAAAGCAAAUUUGAAGGAAUCUGCAAUUGCAAAAUCAAUGUCAUCUGUUCCGUUUUAUUUAUCUUUCAUGUGUAAGAUUAUUAGUAUUUCAAAAAAUUUAUACAAAAAUACUUUUUUAACAAUGACAGACUUGUAUGCAAAUCUUUUUUUACACUUUUUGCAAAAACACAUUAUCAAAAACAAUGAAUCGAUUUCUCAAUUCAUGGAAAACAAUUUCAAUAAAAAAUAUAUUUUAAACAUUUGUAAAAUUGCGUAUCAAUUGUUUGUUGAAAAUAAAGUAAUUUUUUCCAAAGAAGACAUUCAAACUUUCAUCAUUGACUUUGAUAAAAAUGAAGAAACUUUUUUUGGAUUUAUUGAAAGGAUUGAAACAAGUCUAGGUGAAUAUAUUUAUCAAUUUGUACAUUUGACAAUAAUGGAGUUUUGUGCAUCUAUAUAUGCAUAUAAUUGUUUAAGUAGUGAAGAGAUUGUGACUAAUGAAAAGCUGAAGAGUUGUUUAUCAAUGAUUUGUGGUUUAACCAAUAAAAAUCAAAAUAGUUCCUUAAAGUUUCUUGUUAACCUGAAUCCUUUAAAAAAAUCUUGUGAAGAUUCUUUAUUUUUGUUUUCUAUUUUUGGUAAGUCUAUAAUACUUUAUUGCAUUAUUGUAAAUUAUUUUAUAUAAAAUCUAUUUAUCAA